GACUAAAAUUAAAAAUGUCUGUGGAAGCCGCAGAGGCAUAUGCUGUUGGACCGCUUGAUCUUAUCCUUCUCUUUUCAUUUAUUGGAUUGGUUGUUUAUUGGUUCAUGCGCAAGAAGUCUGAGCCUAAGUCUGGAGUAAAUGGGUUAAUUGACUUAAAGCCAGUAAAUAUACAGAAGUUAAAUAAUGUUGAUGUUGUCGAUUCAUCAGGAUUUGUUAGUAAAAUGAAAAGAUCAGGUAAAACGAUCGCAAUUUUCUAUGGUUCACAAACAGGAACUGCUGAAGAAUUCUCACAACGUCUGGCUAAGGAUUCACAACGUUAUGGUUUAAAGUCUAGUGUGUUUGACCCUGAAGAAUGUGAAAUGGACGAACUGGUCGAGUUAAAAACUGAAAUUGACAAUUCUUUAGCCAUUUUUGUGGUCGCUACAUAUGGUGAGGGUGAUCCCACAGACAAUGCUAUCCCGUUUUAUGAUUGGCUAAAAGAAGAACAAGAUUUGGAGGGCUUGAACUAUGUCGUGUUUGCUCUUGGGAAUAAAACAUACGAGCAUUAUCAGGGCUUCGGAAGGUACGUCGACAAAAGGAUCGCUGAGUUGGGAGGUAAUCGAAUUUUUGAGAUUGGUGAAGGUGAUGAUGAUGGUAAUAUUGAAGAAGAUUUUGUCAACUGGAGAGAAAAGUUUUGGGUAGCGGCUUGCGAUUUCUAUGGCGUUAGUAACGACUCAAGGAGGUUGAGUCAAUGUGUGUCGAGAGAUUUCACCCUGCGGAAAUUUCCCGAUAUAACGGAUGAGAAAGUUUUUAAAGGAGAAAUCACUAAACUUGGUGCUUUUGUAAAUCAGCGCCCUCCCUAUGAUGCGAAGAAUCCGUACAUGGCCGAUCUUGUUGUUAAUCGGGAAAUACACAAAGGAGGAGAGCGUUCGUGUAUGCAUAUUGAAAUCGACAUUUCUAACUCUGGCAUUCGAUACGAGGCUGGAGAUCACGUGGCUGUAUACCCUACAAACGAUCCAGAAUUAGUUGAUACAAUCGGUAAACUGUUGUCUACCAACCUCGAUGAAGUAAUUUCGUUAAACAACGUCGACGAAGAUGCAGCUAAGAAACAUCCAUUUCCGUGUCCCUGUUCGUACCGCACAGCUUUGUUGCACUAUAUUGACAUCACCAGCACUGUCAAACAUCAUAUUCUAACCGAGUUGAUCCAGUAUACUAAAGAAGAAAAAGAUUUGGAAAUGCUGCGCAAACUUUUGAGUUCAGACGAGGAAGGCAAAAAUCUUUAUAACGAAUGGGUUGUUAAGAACCAUCGCCAUAUCACAAGUGUAUUGGAGGACCUACCGUCGUGUAAACCACCCCUUGACUUAUUAUUAGAAUUAUUGCCCCGUCUACACUGUCGCUAUUACUCUAUAUCUUCUUCGCCGAAAAUGCAUAAAACCAAAAUUCACAUUACGGCUGUGUUGGUUGAUUGGAUUGCGCCAACUGGGAGAAGACAAAAAGGUGUUGCUACCUCGUGGCUUAAAGGAAAAAUUCCGUUAAACGGAACUUUCCCAAAAGUUCCUAUAUUUGUCCGACAUACAACCUUUCGUCUACCGGAUAAAUUACAUUUGCCGGUGCUUAUGAUUGGCCCUGGCACAGGUUUCGCGCCGUUUCGUGGUUUCAUACAAGACAGACACUCCGAAAAAGAAACCGGGAAGGAUAUCGGGGAGAUUAAUUUGUAUUUCGGUUGCCGUCACAAAUCCGAAGAUUUCAUUUAUGAAGAAGAAAUAAACGAGUUCGUUACAGCAGGUACAAUUACCGACCUGCAACUAGCAUUUUCUCGUGAUCAGGAAGAAAAGAUUUAUGUGACGCAUAAAUUAAAGGAAAAUGAAAAGAAGAUAUGGGAAUUGAUAAAAGCAGGUGGACAUCUGUACGUUUGUGGAGAUGCACGUCACAUGGCGAAGGAUGUACAUUCCAUUUUUAUAAAUGCCAUCAAAACGUACGGAGAAAAGUCGGAACAGCAAGCCAAUAAUUUUCUUAGUAGUUUAAGCAAUAAAGGAAGAUAUUCGGUGGACGUGUGGUCCUAACGAAGUAUGAAAUACAUAGAAAAUUUGAUCAUUUAUCUUCAAUGGCUUUCUACAAAAUAAAAUCGAGAAAACCAAAAAAAUGAUGUAGAAAAAUAUUGGUAAUUUUUAUAGACGAUCACAGAGAUAAUCAGCCGCCCUUCAAGAUAAUAUUUGACGGGCGAAAUUUGACUAAGCAAAUUUUAUAAUGUUCGUUCUCCUUGCAAGGGGAAUGUAUGUGUUAUCUUGAGGGUAGAAAUUUUCGCAGUAUAUUUCUUCUUGUGACGAAGUAUUUUAUUAUCCUUCUAAUAGGUAAAUUAGGAUUCCUUCACGAAGUUUUUCGUAUGAUUUAAUAUGUUAAGAUAGUAAGCAAUAAUAUGUCUUGAUUUUUCUUUUUACUUUUAUCUUUAAUGAAAUCUUUAAAAUGGUUAUCCUGUAAAUUCAUGACGGAAUCGCGAAAACUUCGUGAUUUUUACAGUUUUUUAACCUGCCCUUCACAAGAAUAAGUUCCGCGAGGCUUUUUAUUCUCAAUGUAAUACUUAGAAUUCACACAAUUAGGUGAUGAGUAUUUUAAGGGAUAGAGUAUAGAAUCAAUCUUUUUUGUUAGUAUUUUUUAUCUAACAUAUUUUAAGUUACAGAUCAUUUUCCGAUAUUUAAUUUUCGAAUAUGGAACACUUAAUGGAAAUAUAUUAUCUUCUGCUUCGUAAGAAGUUCGUUUUUU
Hydractinia symbiolongicarpus is the source of this 2739-nucleotide messenger RNA. RefSeq names its product NADPH--cytochrome P450 reductase-like. Gene Ontology annotation, cellular component: cytosol. Lineage: Eukaryota; Metazoa; Cnidaria; Hydrozoa; Anthoathecata; Hydractiniidae. Gene Ontology annotation, molecular function: FMN binding; NADPH-hemoprotein reductase activity; flavin adenine dinucleotide binding. The coding region runs from base 15 to 2042 and encodes 675 amino acids. The transcript is spliced from 3 exons. The record is from RefSeq and is a predicted model, not a curated record. Gene Ontology annotation, biological process: response to hormone.